Jatropha curcas is the source of this 879-nucleotide messenger RNA. The record is from RefSeq and is a predicted model, not a curated record. NCBI's taxonomy places the organism in Eukaryota, Viridiplantae, Streptophyta, Magnoliopsida, Malpighiales, Euphorbiaceae.
AUGGCCGAAUCAAGUUCAAACUCAUCUUCAGACUCUCUUACUGAGCAAGAGCUUCAACUUCUGAAGAAGCUCUCGAAGAAAUACGAACAGAAGGAGUCGAAGGAGAAAAAGGCUGAAGAGAAAACCAAGAAAAGAAAAGUCGAAACAGGUACUUCACAGAAACAGGGGGAUGACAAAGAGUUAAACCAAAAUCAAAGAUGUUUUAGGGUUAGUGAUUUACAAGAAAGGAAGACCUUUGUGAAAAAAGAUAAUGAAAAGAACAACCCUAAAAAGCUACCCUAUGGUAUGAUUCUCAUGCCUGUGUUUGAGUUUCUGAAUGUUGAUCUAGAUAAGCAUGUUGGUCAAUCUGUUUCCAAGCUGGAUAGCGGAUCCUUGAAAAUGAAGGAUGAGGAAGCAGAUAAAGAAGAAUUAAAAGAAGAAGAAGCAGAAAAAGAGAAAGAACAUGAAGAGCAAGAAAAAGGGAAGGAAGCUGAGGAAGGCAACGAUGCUGAAACAGAGAAAAUAGAAAUCAGUGAUGAAAAGACUACUGAGGGCAAAGCAGAGCAAGAAUCUGAGUCAUUGUCAGCUCAACGUAGUAGGGAUGCUAUGCUAAAAAGAUUAGAAGAGGAUCUAGUAGCAGAACAUAACAGGGAACUUGAUGAGGCGAUUCAACAGUGCAAGACUGUGAUUGAACAAAAUCAGUCUCUCAUUGAAGUUCUGGAAAGGAUAAAAAGAUGUAAAUGCGAGGAAGUUAGCUACUCUAAAGGUGAAAGGAACACCUUACGUUCCCCCUCCUCAGAGAAGCCAAAGAAAUGCGAAGCAUACUGCUGGCAAGCACAAAACACAUGGAAGAAAGCCUCCACUACAUCCAUCUUCAAAAAGGACAGAAAGUUCCUCUGA